AUGCCCGGUAGCACAAAGAGCGACACCAAAUUAGAGAACGAAAUCCGAGUAAGCUACAAAAGUGAUGCUCUAGAUUACGUCUACAAAGCUAUUGUUCUGUUUGAAACGCACGAUGACGUGAUUUUGUCCGGUGUCGGCAAGGCCAUCACCUCGGUGGUCAACGUUGCAGAGAUGGUCAAGAGAAGGGCCAAGGGAAUACAUCAGUGUACCAAGAUUUACGAGAAGGAGCACACCAUCAAGAGAGAAGACCCAGUUGCCGCAAAGAAGGAUGACAAGGAGGAGGAGAAAAAGUCCGGGGAAGGAGAACCCGAAGAGGGUGAAGAAAACGAUAAGAAUAAGGAAACGGAAAAUAGAAUAAUUGAAUUCAGAACCACCGUCCCCUGCAUAAAAAUUAUUUUAACAAAAAAUGAUACAAACGUGGACAAUAAGGACGUAGGCUACCAAGCACCUUUAGAUGAUAAGGACGUGAAUGUCAUGACUCCUGAUCAAAUACUAAAGGAAAAGUCCUACAGGCGAAAAUAUAGGACAGGUCGAGGCGGAGACAGAUUCAGAUCGUCUUACCGCAGGAAUUACUAUGAGACGCCCAUGUGGAACAACAGAAGAUUUGAAAAGAGAAAUUAA
Messenger RNA from Plasmodium cynomolgi strain B, 621 nucleotides. RefSeq names its product ALBA homolog. NCBI's taxonomy places the organism in Eukaryota, Apicomplexa, Aconoidasida, Haemosporida, Plasmodiidae. The coding region runs from base 1 to 621 and encodes 206 amino acids. Gene Ontology annotation, molecular function: RNA binding. The record is from RefSeq and is a predicted model, not a curated record. The transcript is spliced from 3 exons.